AUGGCCCCAAAGCGAUAUACUUAUUCAGAUGUGAAGAAACUAACAAAGUCAUUCAAAGAUAAAGUAGGACAAGGCGGAUUUGGUGUUGUAUACAAAGGAAAGCUACCUGAUGGGCGUAUCGUGGCGGUGAAAGUUUUGAGCAAGUCCAAAGAUAAUGGAAAAGAAUUUAUUAACGAGGUGGCAAGCAUUAGUAGAACAUCACAUGUUAAUAUAGUCUCUCUUUUGGGAGAAUGCUACGAAAGGAGUAAAAGAGCUCUAAUCUAUGAAUUUGUGCCUAAUGGAUCUCUUGACAGCUAUGGAAUGUUGGUUCUUGAAAUGGUUGGAGAAAGAAAAAAUAUUGAAGGUGGAACCUCUAGAGCCAGCGAAAAAUAUUUUUCACAAGGGAUUUAUAAAAAGCUUGAACAGGGCGAGACUCUUGGUACUUGUGAUGUUACAGGAGAUGAAGAAGACAUAAUAAAAAAGAUGAUAAUAGUAAAUUUAUGGUGCAUUCAGACCAAUCCUUCAGAUCGACCAUCUAUCGAAAAAGUUAUAGGGAUGUUGGAAGGUUCCGCUCUUCAGUCCUUGCCAUUUCCUCCAAAGCCCGUCCUGGAUUCACCUCUAGAUUCUUCGACAACUUCAUUGUCAAUGUAA
Juglans regia (Persian walnut) is the source of this 630-nucleotide messenger RNA. Its product is annotated as LEAF RUST 10 DISEASE-RESISTANCE LOCUS RECEPTOR-LIKE PROTEIN KINASE-like 2.2. The record is from RefSeq and is a predicted model, not a curated record. The transcript has 2 exons. Gene Ontology annotation, molecular function: protein kinase activity; ATP binding. The coding region runs from base 1 to 630 and encodes 209 amino acids. Lineage: Eukaryota; Viridiplantae; Streptophyta; Magnoliopsida; Fagales; Juglandaceae. Gene Ontology annotation, biological process: protein phosphorylation.